Messenger RNA from Penicillium chermesinum, 471 nucleotides. RefSeq names its product DNA-directed RNA polymerase core subunit RPO26. Gene Ontology annotation, molecular function: DNA binding; DNA-directed RNA polymerase activity. The transcript has 4 exons. The coding region runs from base 1 to 471 and encodes 156 amino acids. NCBI's taxonomy places the organism in Eukaryota, Fungi, Ascomycota, Eurotiomycetes, Eurotiales, Aspergillaceae. The record is from RefSeq and is a predicted model, not a curated record. Gene Ontology annotation, cellular component: RNA polymerase I complex; RNA polymerase III complex; nucleus. Gene Ontology annotation, biological process: DNA-templated transcription.
AUGUCUGACUAUGGUGGUGACGAUGGCGGCGAUGGAAACUACGACUACGAGCCCCAGGAGGAGGUUUUUGAAGACGCUGACCCCGAAGAAAUUCCGGACCACUAUGAAGGCGAAGAGCUGGCCGAGGGUGAAUCAUACCAACCCCCUGUGACAGAUGACAAUAUCAUUGUCUCAGGCGAUCCCAACGCUGGAUAUGCUGGCAAGGUCAUGGAGCAGUCGCGGGAGAAGAAGGUUCCCAACGACAAGCGCACCACCACCCCGUACCUCACUAAAUACGAGCGCGCGCGAGUCCUCGGUACUCGAGCCCUGCAGAUUAGUAUGAAUGCUCCCGUGCUUGUCGAUCUGGAGGGAGAGACCGAUCCACUGCAGAUUGCCCUGAAGGAGUUGAACCAGAAGAAGAUUCCUUUGAUCGUGCGACGCUAUCUGCCAGAUGGCUGGUACGAGGAUUGGUCUUGCGAGGAGCUUCUUUAG